AAUAUUCUAUUUACAUUCUCGAAUUCCAGUACUAUAAAUACCUCCCACAAGUUUUCUAUCUCAUAUCAAAUAAUUCAGAUUUACGCAGUUUACAGUGAUCAAGAAACAAAAUACAAGAUGUCAAGCACUGUUGGGCAAGUCAUAAAGUGCAAAGCUGCGGUGGCGUGGGAAGCAGGGAAGCCACUAGUGAUUGAGGAAGUGGAGGUGGCGCCGCCGCAGAAAAUGGAGGUUCGUUUGAAGAUCCUCUUCACUUCACUCUGCCACACUGAUCUCUACUUUUGGGAAGCCAAGGCCCAAGAUUCUGUUUUUCCUCGAAUCCUUGGACAUGAAGCUUCAGGGAUUGUGGAGAGUGUUGGAGAGGGAGUGACUGAAUUGGAGCCGGGCGAUCACGUUCUUCCGGUAUUCACCGGAGAAUGCAAAGAAUGUGCUCAUUGCAAAUCAGAAGAAAGCAAUAUGUGCAGCCUCCUUAGGAUCAACACUGAUAGGAGAGUGAUGAUUAACGAUGGGAAAACUCGAUUUUCCAUUAAUGGAAAACCGAUUUACCACUUCGUUGGGACGUCGACGUUUAGCGAAUACACCGUGGUACAUGUUGGUUGUGUGGCAAAGAUCAACCCUCUUGCUCCUCUUGACAAAGUUUGUGUCCUCAGUUGUGGAAUCUCUACCGGUCUUGGUGCCACAUUGAAUGUUGCAAAACCGGCCAAGGGAUCGUCGGUGGCUAUCUUUGGGUUGGGAGCAGUAGGUCUUGGUGCUGCAGAAGGAGCCCGUUUGGCUGGUGCUUCGAGAGUCAUUGGUGUUGAUUUGAACCCUAGCAGAUUUGAAGAAGCGAAGAAAUUUGGAGUGACUGAAUUUGUGAACCCAAAAGACCAUAAAAAGCCAGUUCAAGAGGUUAUAGCAGAGAUGACUGAUGGAGGAGUGGAUCGGAGUGUGGAGUGUACCGGAAACGUCAGUGCUAUGAUCUCGGCAUUUGAAUGUGUUCAUGAUGGAUGGGGUGUUGCUGUUCUUGUCGGCGUGCCUCAUAAAGAUGCAGAGUUUAAGACCCAUCCGAUGAACCUUUUGAACGAAAGGACUCUCAAGGGCACCUUCUUCGGAAACUAUAAACCGCGUUCAGAUCUUCCAUCAGUCGUAGAAAUGUACAUGAACAAAGAACUCGAACUGGAAAAGUUCAUUACUCAUGAAGUACCAUUUCUCGAGAUUAACAAGGCUUUCGAGUUAAUGCUGAAAGGUGAAGGCCUUCGUUGCAUAAUCCGAAUGUAGGAGACAAGAUUAUUAAUGAAGUUGCUAAAUUCCUAUGAUGUUCAAGUGCUAAAAUGUUGUCUGAGCUCUUACGUUUGAUCAUUGUCUAGUUUUCUUUCAGUUUUCCACUCAAUGUUUCUGUUCCAGUGUGUUCAAAAGAGUCCUUGUAUCAAUAAUCUGGCUGGUGAUACUUUGUUAAUAAAAGCUGUUCUUUUACAUUUAAGUUUUAA
Molecule: messenger RNA, 1463 nt
Organism: Olea europaea var. sylvestris
Lineage: Eukaryota; Viridiplantae; Streptophyta; Magnoliopsida; Lamiales; Oleaceae
Product: alcohol dehydrogenase 1
Exons: 9
Coding region: 118-1254 (378 amino acids)
Biological process (GO): formaldehyde catabolic process
Cellular component (GO): cytosol
Molecular function (GO): S-(hydroxymethyl)glutathione dehydrogenase [NAD(P)+] activity; zinc ion binding
Source: RefSeq, a predicted model, not a curated record